This is a messenger RNA of Stomoxys calcitrans (stable fly), 1227 nucleotides long. RefSeq lists its product as uncharacterized. Bases 325 to 1227 code for a protein of 300 amino acids. Lineage: Eukaryota; Metazoa; Arthropoda; Insecta; Diptera; Muscidae. The transcript is spliced from 2 exons. The record is from RefSeq and is a predicted model, not a curated record.
UGAAUGUUUUGUGGUGGUGCCGGCAAAUUUGUCGCAUCGUUAUUGUCAAAAUCGAUUAAAUACAUUAUUGAGCUACCAUUAUACGAAGACAUAAUUCAUAACUAAAAGGAUCUGAUUGGAAACACAAUAUUAUCUGCACCAACAAAGUGAAAAGGAAGCGCAUAAUCCCUGUUCAUCAAAUUUACAUUUUCCUACGUUUAAGCGGAUAAAGUGUGGAUUUUAAGCCGUAGCCAAAAAAGCCGAAUAUACCGACAACGAGGCAUUAAUUUGGGAACCCAGGUACUUUCAUGGACUCUUUACUGUGAGUUGGGUUUGCUAAGCAGUAUGAACUCCAUUGAAAAAUCAAAGCUACAGAGGGGCAAAACAACAUUUGUUUGCAGAUUAUGUCGAAGGCCUCAUGGACUUAGGGUCUGUAAGAGAUUUCAAAACUUGAACGUAUCGGAAAGAUUGGCAGCUGUGAAGAAAUAUGGGUAUUGUACAAAUUGCCUCGCCCAUUCCCACUCUCAGGGGUCCUGUUUCACAAGGACGGGCUGUACACAUUGCCAUGAAAAACAUCAUUCACUCCUUCAUGUGAAUUCACGACUUCGUAAAAGUUUGUCUUCUUCUUCUACUAAAACGGAUCAACGGAAAAUGUCUAGACACUCAUCUAUUGGAAUUCAACCAACAACGGCCACGCGGAGGGAAAAAACCGAUACGAAAGAGUCCUGUGAAAAGGACAGUUUGCCUUCAAUUUCCAUGUCUCUCAGUUCAAUUCUUCAACAAAAUGCAGCAACUUUGCUUCCUACAGCUAUUGUAAAAAUUCAGACAAAAGAAGGAAAACGUCUAGCCCGAUGUUUGCUGGACACGGCCUCCCGCAUGAGUUGGAUUUCCAAAAAGUUUGCAGACAAGCUAAAUUUAACAACCCUAGAGCUGGACAAUGAAAUUAUCUGUCCCGUCACUUUAUGGUCAUGUGUUGAUUCCAACUAUAAGCUUAAAGCCACGCUGAGGGUCAAUAAUCGGAUCAGUACAACCACCCCCAAAAAAUCCCUACCGGAAUCCAUCAAAUCCAAUUUCCAAAACUUAAUCCUUGCAGACAGCAAUUUCUACAAAUCCUCUGCUAUAGACAUUGUAGUGGGGGUUGACAUUUAUUCUCGUAUUGUUCUUGAUGGCAUCUACAUAAAAACUGGUCUUCCGACAGCCCAGAAUACUGCAUUUGGAAUGAUUUUGUAUGGUACAUUUUCACCUUAA